This is a messenger RNA of Dreissena polymorpha, 1735 nucleotides long. RefSeq names its product solute carrier family 25 member 36-like. Gene Ontology annotation, biological process: pyrimidine nucleotide import into mitochondrion. NCBI's taxonomy places the organism in Eukaryota, Metazoa, Mollusca, Bivalvia, Myida, Dreissenidae. The record is from RefSeq and is a predicted model, not a curated record. The coding region runs from base 105 to 1112 and encodes 335 amino acids. Gene Ontology annotation, cellular component: mitochondrion. Gene Ontology annotation, molecular function: pyrimidine nucleotide transmembrane transporter activity. The transcript has 7 exons.
CAGAACCGUGUGAGUGUGAUGGAAAUUUUCACUCUACGAUAUUGUGUUGACGUUAUUGCGUUAUUUACGUUUCGAUGGCGAAGUGUAAGGUGUAACUCGUGUUGAUGGCUUCAAACAAUAAUUAUGGAAUUCAUUUGGUUGCUGGAGGAAUUGGAGGAACAGUCGGAGCUGUGCUAACUUGUCCACUUGAAGUGGUAAAGACUCGCUUACAGUCAUCUUGUGCCUCUUUCCAGCCUGUGUAUUUGCAAGCUGUGUCGACCAAUGUGGGACUAAUUGGUUCGCAGACCUUGAACUAUAACUCGUGUAAAAACUUUAGUUCACAAGGGACUUUAGCUGCUGAGCAUGCACUACAGCUGGCGCAAAGUAGAUCUGUUGGAUUAUAUUUUUGUCUCAGGCAUAUUAUACAAAAUGAAGGAGUUAUGGGGUUAUUCAAGGGUCUUGGUCCAAAUCUAGUCGGAGUAGCCCCUAGCAGGGCAAUCUACUUUUUCUGUUACGCGAACACCAAGAAGACGUUAAAUGCUCGAUGGAACCCCGACACUCCUUUUGUUCACAUCUGCUCAGCAGUCACUGCAGGGGUAACAGCAUGCACUGCAACCAACCCUAUCUGGCUCAUCAAAACCCGAUUGCAGUUGGACCAAAAGAAAAACAACAGCUUGACGGUGCGACAGUGCAUAAGGGACGUGUACACCACACAUGGACUAAAGGGUUUCUACAAGGGCAUCACAGCCUCCUAUUUCGGGGUCACUGAAACAGUCAUUCAUUUUGUAAUGUAUGAGGCAUUGAAAGCGCGGUUGGCAGAAUACAGCCGCUCCAUGAUUGGAGAGCGAGACGUCUCGGACUUCCUGCGAUUCAUGGUCGCUGGAGCCUGCUCCAAGACCUGUGCUACCUGCAUUGCCUAUCCACACGAGGUGGUAAGGACCAGAUUACGAGAGGAAGGCAACAAAUACCGCUCGUUCUUCCAGACCCUUUUUCUGGUUGCUAAGGAGGAGGGUCACAGGGGCCUGUACAGGGGCCUAGCAACGCAGCUCGUGAGACAGAUCCCCAACACGGCAACCAUGAUGGCCACCUACGAACUCGUCGUCUACCUCUACGAGUGCUGGCAGAUCUCGUGAACUGGCCAUGUGACCCAAAGCAAGGCUUACUCUGCCAUUCGCCAAAUUAGCCAGUGGCUACAAAUUGACACAUUGGCUAAAGGAAUUUCUAUUUGGCUCCAUCAUUUUCAUCAUAAAAAAUAAUAAAAUAGCCAAAAUGACAAGAUUUCAGCCAUAGCAAGGCAAAUGUGGCUGAAGAAAAUUGUGAGCCAUGGGAAGCCCUGAAAAGGAUCUAGUGGAUACAACUGCAUGGUUGACGACUUCCAUAAUGUCUUUCAUAGACUUUGAAGGAGCUCAGUUCAAUACCUCUAAGGUGUAAAUCUUUGCCGACGGUUGUGCGUUUUCAAUUGUUCGAGAGGAAGUAAUAAAAUGCCACAGAAAAUGUCUGUGAUAUUGUGUGAUGGUAUUUGAGAAAAGGUUUCGGAUGAGCUGGUUGUCUAGUCAGUCUUCACAGCUUGGCAGUUUAAGCUAACGAUCUUUUCAACGAUCUGUGGUUCUACUUUGCUUCCACAUCAAGUUGUCUACAAGGCUGAGAUGUGGAAAAGUGCAAGACUUUACAAAUGUCCGAAGAAAUUGACAAUGCCCCUGUAAUUUUGAUGUGCAAGGUCUUCUUGAUUCGUUGAUUGAUGGAGAAGUGUUGGAGG